GGAGUAAAGUAGUGCGUGAAGAGCGGUGCAAAAGCACGCUCCGGUUAGAGGUUCUCUUCAAAUGAAUAUGUUUAGAGACGGUUCACGUAACGGCCAAUUUUUGCGUAUUUUCGCGGAAUAGAAGGGUUUUACGGAUACCAUUUAAUAAUGUCACUCAAUGGCAAAAUAGGUGACGAUCAGCCGAAAUCAACAACAAUAGUCAAAUAUGAGAAAUCUUCCUGUCUAUUCUGCAAUGAAUGGUUUGACGCCCAAACUUUUACGGAGCACCUCAUUCACUGUGGCCAGGUGCUUGAAGAAUGCCCGAAUAGUUGUAAUGUGUUCAUACCACGAAUCCGGAUGCGAUCCCAUCUAAAGGAGUGUCCACGCAGCAAGCACCAACAAAUGCAGCGUCUGAGUGUCAGCAUGGAACGAUUGGAUCAGCAUGCGGAUCAUCGUGUGCAGGUCCUCGAACAGGACAUUGCCACAAUACGUUCAGUGCUCAACGAGGAAAUCCGACAGCGUUUGCACCUUAUCACGGAUGUGGGCAACAUACGCAAACACAAUCAAGUGGUCGAGGAUUGGACACGGGACACAGACGAAGUCAUUGUGGAACUGCGUCGCCAGCUCCAGGAUGAGGGUGCACAGCGUUCCUUUGCCGCUGAACAAAAUCAAGUGGACUUUCAGUACUGUAGCAACAUUACACACUCCUUGAAAGAGCAAGUGGAAAUGAAAAUGAAUGAUGUGCAGCAGCAUAUGAAUCAAGUGUCCUCUGAGGUGACUUUCUAUCAAAACCAGCUGAAUGACAAUAUUCUCAAAUUGGAGGAAAUUGUUUUCGAAAAUGAAAGAUCGAAUCGUGAUAAAUUUGUACAGAUCGAACAGUUUCUGCAAGAAAUCAAUGAGGAUAUCAAAACCAAGUUGAGUACCAGCGACUUUGGCCCCUCGAAGCAAGCAACUUUGGAUUACGAAGUUAAAAAUGUGAAGAGCAUUAUCUGCGAAACUGAGGAUCGCUGCGAUAAGCUGCACAACAUGGUACAAGAUCUGGACAAGGCGCUCCAUCAAACAAUGCAAAGCAUUUCGGAUAUUGAGAACCAACUGGCCAUGCAACAACGUAUCGCCAGUGUUCAGAAUAUCAGAGGUCACUUAAUUUGGCGCAUCAAGGACUACUCUAAGAAAUUGGAGGAGGCAAAACAAUACGAUACAAUCUUGCAUAGUGCCAUGUUCUCAAACAAGGCUUUUGGUUAUGCGCUGCGCCUGGACAUAUAUCUGAAUGGCAAGGGCACCUGGAAGGGUCGUAACUUGAUUGCAUGUCUGAAUGUGCUAUCUGGCGAAUAUGAUCCACUUCUGACUUGGCCAUGUCGCCUGCAGGCCGAAAUCAUAAUACGCGAUCAGAGUGGCGCCCUAGAGGUACAGGAUUAUGUGAAAACGAUCUUUGUGCGUAAGAAAAGCGAUGAUUACAUACAAAGCAAUCAAUAUUUCCAUAUACCGCACAAAGUUAUAACCAGUCGCAACUAUCUACGCAACGACUCACUGUUUGUCGAGGUGCGAGUCUUGAAGUGAUGCAAUUCACCUAUUGUUCAGAUACUAGCCAAAAGCUAAGUAGCUGAUAGGCAGCUAAGCAAUAGAAGUUUUUGUCGAAUUUAUACAGCUUAAUGCUUCAAUCCUGAUUUAACUGUGGAAAGUUCGUUAAGGUCGUGUUACAAUAAUAUAUAUGUAAUUUCAAUAUUUCAUUGACCCGAAGAAUUAAACAAUGUGAAUUUCCACAGAAACAUACGCAUUCGUGCAUUCACAAGACAUCUAUCUAUAUAUGUAUACAAAAAGAAAACGGCAUUCAUUUACUGAUAAUGCGCCUUUAAUAAAAUACAAAAAUACAAAUACAUAUAUAUAUAUAUAUUUAAAAUACAAACUGUAUA
This is a messenger RNA of Drosophila grimshawi, 1889 nucleotides long. It is a transcript of the gene Traf-like, whose product is annotated as TNF receptor-associated factor 3. The record is from RefSeq and is a predicted model, not a curated record. Gene Ontology annotation, molecular function: ubiquitin protein ligase binding; tumor necrosis factor receptor binding. The coding region runs from base 148 to 1536 and encodes 462 amino acids. Gene Ontology annotation, cellular component: plasma membrane signaling receptor complex; cytoplasmic side of plasma membrane. NCBI's taxonomy places the organism in Eukaryota, Metazoa, Arthropoda, Insecta, Diptera, Drosophilidae. The transcript is spliced from 7 exons. Gene Ontology annotation, biological process: regulation of canonical NF-kappaB signal transduction; positive regulation of JNK cascade; protein K63-linked ubiquitination.